AUGACUUCUAUCGGUACCGGUUACGAUCUAUCAAAUAGUGUUUUCUCUCCAGAUGGGAGGAAUUUUCAAGUCGAAUAUGCAGUGAAAGCUGUUGAAAAUGGGGCUACUUCCAUUGGUAUUAAAUGUAAUGACGGUGUGGUUUUUGCCGUCGAGAAACUUAUAACUUCAAAAUUAAUGGUUCCAAAUAAGAAUAUCAAAAUCCAAACAAUCGAUCGUCACAUCGGUUGUGUUUAUUCUGGUCUGAUUCCAGACGGUAGACAUCUAGUUAACAGAGGUAGAGAGGAGUCUUCCAGUUUCAAGAAACUUUACGGAAAGCCAAUCCCCAUUCCUGCAUUGGCUGAUCGUUUGGGUCAAUACGUCCAAGCACACACUUUAUAUAAUAGUGUUAGACCUUUCGGUAUAACUGCUAUAUUUGGUGGUGUUGAUGAAGAUGGCUCUCAUUUAUAUAUGUUGGAACCAAGUGGCUCUUAUUGGGGUUAUAAAGGUGCUGCCACCGGUAAAGGUAGACAGACGGCAAAAGCAGAAUUGGAAAAAUUAAUUGACCGGAAUCCAGACGGGUUUUCAGCCAGAGAAGCUCUCAAACAUGCCGCAAAAGUUAUCUAUAUGGCCCAUGAAGAUAAUAAAGAGAAAGAUUUUGAAUUAGAGAUAAGUUGGUGCUCAACCUCAGAAACGAAUGGGUUACAUAAAUUUGUUCAAGAUGAUCUACUUAAUGAAGCCAUUGAAUAUGCUAAACAUGAAACAAGUGCAGCUGGCGAUAGCGACAGUGACAGUGACAGCGACAACGACAGCGAUAAUGAUAACAGCAAUGAAACUCAUGACAAAGAGGGAGAUAUUAAGCUAGAAUAA
This is a messenger RNA of Kazachstania africana CBS 2517, 846 nucleotides long. RefSeq names its product proteasome core particle subunit alpha 7 (gene PRE10). Gene Ontology annotation, biological process: ubiquitin-dependent protein catabolic process. The transcript has a single exon. The record is from RefSeq and is a predicted model, not a curated record. Lineage: Eukaryota; Fungi; Ascomycota; Saccharomycetes; Saccharomycetales; Saccharomycetaceae. The coding region runs from base 1 to 846 and encodes 281 amino acids. Gene Ontology annotation, cellular component: proteasome core complex; proteasome core complex, alpha-subunit complex; nucleus.